This is a messenger RNA of Thyridium curvatum, 2598 nucleotides long. RefSeq lists its product as uncharacterized. Gene Ontology annotation, molecular function: metal ion binding; histidinol dehydrogenase activity; phosphoribosyl-AMP cyclohydrolase activity. The coding region runs from base 1 to 2598 and encodes 865 amino acids. The record is from RefSeq and is a predicted model, not a curated record. NCBI's taxonomy places the organism in Eukaryota, Fungi, Ascomycota, Sordariomycetes, Thyridiales, Thyridiaceae. The transcript has 2 exons. Gene Ontology annotation, cellular component: cytoplasm. Gene Ontology annotation, biological process: L-histidine biosynthetic process.
AUGGAGUCAACUCUUCCUCUGCCGUUCCUCGUGAGCGUCUCCAUUCCCCCGGGACUGGGUGGGGAGAAGGAGGGCCUCAGUCGAGAGGAAGUCAGCUGUCUGGGAUGCAUCUUCCUCGAGGUGACAGAGAAAAAUCUCGAGAAGGUCUUCAACUUUCUGAAGCGCCACAAUGUCGAGUUUGAGCCUUACUUUGACGUCACUCGCCUUGGUUCAAAGGAGGAUAUUGUGGCCCUACUAGAUGCCGGCGCUCGCAAAGUAUUUGUCAAGCCCGAGAAUCUAUCAGAGUAUGCCUCAUAUGGGUCAAGGGUGGCGCCUCUCAUCACCGACGCCAGCCAAAUCGAUGUGGCAACAGAGAGCGGCCUUCUCAUCUCUGAUUUCGACCUUGCCAAGGAUGGCAACAGCCAGUUGGCCGAGAAGUGCAAGGCUAAGAGGAUAACGUCGCUGUUCAUGAAGCCUACGACAGGCACCGAUCUUCAAAGGUUUAUUGACUUCGCGUCUCAGUGCGGUGCACUGCCGGUCCUACCUUCCACCGGAUUGACCGCCAACAAGGACGAUGCCUCUAAACUCUCUGUGGCCAAAAUUAUGUCCUCGACUUGGACUUCUGACAGAGCUGAUAAACUCAUCCCGACGGUAGUCACCGACGAGACUGGCGUUGCUCUCGGUCUUGUUUACAGCAGUGAAGAGAGUGUGGCCGAGGCUCUCCGAACACAGACUGGUGUCUACCAAAGCAGGAAACGGGGCUUGUGGUACAAGGGUGCGAGCUCGGGAGACACGCAAGAGCUCCUGAAGAUCAGCCUGGAUUGUGACAACGACGCACUGAAGUUUGUUGUCAAGCAAAAGAACCGAUUCUGCCACCUCGAGCAGUCAGGGUGCUUUGGUAACCUGCGAGGUAUCCCCAAGCUGGAGCAGACGCUCCAGUCUCGGAAGCAGUCAGCCCCUGCGGGAUCCUAUACCGCACGGCUCUUCUCUGACGAGAAGCUGCUGCGGGCGAAGAUCAUGGAGGAGGCCGAGGAGCUGUGUAACGCAAACACUGCCGAGGAGGUCGCUUUUGAGGCUGCCGACCUGAUCUAUUUCGCCCUGGCCAAGGUAGUCUCUGCCGGUGUCAGCCUGGCCGAUGUUGAGAGGAGUCUCGAUGCCAAGAGCUGGAAGGUCAAGAGGAGGCAAGGAGACGCCAAGGGCAAAUGGGCUGAAAAGGAGGGCAUCAAGCCCGCUGACGCCGCCAAGGCACCGGCUCAGGCCCCAGCUGCCGCUCCCAAGCAGACUUCAGAGCGGAUCACCAUGAGGCGGUACGAUUCUUCAACGUCGUCUCCUGCCGAAAUUGAAGAGGUCCUCAAGAGGCCGUCGCAGAAGUCCUCGGAUGCCAUCAUGAAGAUCAUUACCCCCAUCAUCGACGAUGUGCGCAAGAACGGCGACAAGGGUUUGUUGUCGUACACUCACAAGUUCGAAAAGGCAACCUCUCUGACCUCUCCUGUCCUCAAGGCUCCCUUCCCCAAGGAGCUCAUGCAAUUGCCAGCCGAGACCAUCAAGGCGAUAGAUGUCUCGUUCGAGAACAUCCGCAAGUUCCACGCUGCUCAGAAGGACGAGAAAACGCUCAAUGUUGAAACCAUGCCUGGCGUCGUCUGCAGCCGUUUCUCGCGGCCGAUUGAGCGCGUUGGUCUGUACGUGCCCGGUGGUACCGCCGUCCUACCCAGCACCGCGCUCAUGCUUGGUGUGCCCGCCAUGGUUGCCGGCUGCCAAAAGAUUGUGCUGGCAUCACCGCCCCGGGCGGACGGAAGCAUCACCCCGGAGAUCGUCUACGUCGCUCACAAGGUUGGCGCUGAGAGCAUCGUCCUGGCCGGUGGCGCUCAGGCUGUUGCUGCCAUGGCUUACGGUACUGAGAGCGUGACCAAGGUCGAUAAGAUCCUUGGUCCCGGUAACCAGUUCGUUACUGCCGCCAAGAUGUUUGUCAGCAAUGAUACCAACGCCGGUUGCGGUAUCGACAUGCCCGCCGGUCCCUCCGAGGUCCUUGUCAUCGCCGACAAGGAUGCCAACCCGGCUUUUGUCGCGUCUGACCUCCUCUCCCAAGCCGAGCACGGUGUUGACAGCCAGGUCGUCCUCCUUGCCGUUGACCUGGAUGAGCAGCACCUUCAGGCUAUUGAGGACGAGCUUCACUCGCAAGCCAUGGCUCUUCCCCGUGUCGAUAUUGUCCGCGGAGCUAUUGCCCACUCGGUCACGAUCCAGGUGCGCGACGUCGAGGAGGCCAUGCGCAUCAGCAACGAGUAUGCUCCUGAGCACUUGAUCUUGCAGCUCAAGGAUGCCGAGAAGACUGUCGACCAGGUCAUGAACGCUGGCAGUGUCUUCAUCGGGCAGUGGACACCCGAGAGCGUCGGCGACUACUCGGCUGGCGUGAACCACUCUCUGCCUACCUACGGCUUUGCCAAGCAGUACUCUGGGGUCAACCUGGGCUCGUUCCUCAAGCACAUCACCAGCUCCAACCUCACGGCUGAGGGUCUGCGCAACGUGGGCGGUGCCGUCAUGCAGCUCGCCAAGGUCGAACAGCUCGAGGCCCACAGACGUGCCGUCGGCAUCCGCCUCGAGCACAUGAACAAGACGUCCUAA